AUCCACUCGGUGGCGAUGACGUAGUGCAAACACCCACCCAGGCCCAAUUGGGAUCAAAAUUUACCCGUGCUACGAUAAUAAAUGUUUUCGUUUUGUUUGGGUCGUCACAUCGCAUACCUUCUAGACUCAAAUCAACAAUAAAGUUAGAUAUGAAACUGCAGUAUGACUCCACUGUUUGUGAUACUACUGGUCUGUCUAGCCAUCUACACCAGCUUCACAUGGAUUCUUCCAAGAGCGGUAGCCUGGCUUGUAAAACGAAGAUACAAGAUUCACCUCCGGGUGGGUCACAUCUCCCUCCCCUACUUCAUCCUCCGGGACGUCAUAAUCUCGAAGAACGGUUUCACAGUAGAAAUCGAGGAGAUAACUGUCAGAAGUAGUUUAUUCAGCAGCGACGUAGCUAAGCUUCUGGCAGUGAUGAUGCACGAUGUGAGAAUCAACAAGGACGUACCCGUGUGUCCCCCGAGGGCAGAGCAAAAGGACCCAAAGAAAAAUUCACCCCUAGAUUUUAGAAACAGGAAAGUUCCCCCAAUGAUCAUAACCUUCGUCCAGUUCAUGGCCGUUCACAUAGAGAAUCUAAAUCUCCUUGCUCUGGGUGAUGGGUGGCUGGCAAACGGCAGCGCCGAGAGCCUCAGUCUGGAUGGAAGUGUUGUCCACGGUGCGAGAACACUUCUGGUGGCUGCCACCGUUGCUGGUGGUGCUAUGAAACUCCUUCGUCAUGCUUCUGACGCAUGCCUCUCCCAGAUGAGCUUCGCUGGUAAUGUUGAGGCGACCAUUCAGGCCCAAGGGGAGCUCACAGUUGAGAAGUUGAAUGUUGGAGUGACACAGUGUGAGGGAUCUGGAGGACUGGGAUUGGUCCAGUUUAUUAGGGACAGGAAGUCACUAACAACUGAAGCUUCUGACGAGAGAGUAGAGGAUAGGGGGUAUUCAGAAGACAUUCUAGCUAGGUUUGCACCGAUCAUACCUAAGGAUCUCUCAAUGAAAAUCGGAAGUUCCUCGAUAAUCGUCGGUCGGGAGGACCCCUCUCUAACGGGUCUCGAGGGAACGAUGAAAAACCUCCUCGUGAACAUGACGUUCUCUCCAGAGACCACUCAAACCAAUCUAACCGUAAACCUUGAGGGUUUGUCGGUUCGGGGUAAGCUGCCAGUCCUGUCCCUGCAAUCGCUCUCCAUCUCCUCGAAAUUCAAAGACAAAAUUUUGAGAAUUGACACCCGCCUGACUAACCUCUCCCUAACCUACGACCACCGCGACUGGGAGUCCCUCCUCUCGAUAAACCGACCCACCAUUCCCACGUCCCGGGUUCCCUCGCAGUCGAAAUUCCCUUGGAUCCAGAGGAUUAAGACGACAACAGACCUUCAGGACGGCUCUUGCACCGUCCGCCUGCCGGAUGUACCGGAGGUCUCCUUCGGACUGUACCACAUCAACCUAGAGUUGAAUCGAUUGGGAUCAGACCUUCACGACUGGACGACAAAACUCUUAAUUGAGUCCCUGAGGUGUACACUAAACGGCCAAGAUCCUGGAAUCCCCAAGACAACCCAUCACUGGGGAAAUCCUCUUUCAGUGGGUGUUCUAGUCGCCACGACUCACAAGAACGCCGUUGGCAUAGCCAUGAAUGCACUGAGAACGGAGUGGAGCUUAGAGCUUGGUAGGUUCCUCCAGCAGUCUUUGAAAUACUUGAACGAACACUGGAAACAGCCCCCAAUCUUCGUCGAGGGAACGCCAAAAGCCUCCGAUACAAAGCCAACAAUGAACAAACAAGAGAAGGAGAGGAUUCUCCAGCUAAAAAUCAAAGUAUCCAACUGCAAUGUUUUCCUCAUCUCCGAGAGUGGUCUCUCAGUGAUGGCGAGACUGGACUUUGCGAAUAUCGAGCACAACGUGAAGGAGAGAUUCGUUGGGGUGGCAGAGGGUGUGUCAGCCAUAACUCUAAACCGAAAUGAACCGAUAAUCUGUGAACACGCCGAGCACCUCAAGGAGCCUUUCCUCUCCAUCAGAAAAUGCAAGGGUGCAGUGACAUCGGAAGCUAUCAAUAUCAGUGUGAAUGCAUCGAGUCUAGUCUGGAGUCCAAACCUCCAUCUUCGAUUGCUUCAACUCUGGAGAGAGUCCUCGAGCUUCAGGAAUGUGUUCAGCAUCAGUUCCUCGGCAGAGGCUGACGGAAUGAGGAGGACCAAGAGGACGAUUGACUUCUUGGCAACAGGGGGAAUCACAAUAACCGUGGACAUUGAUGCCCAGAAUCACUAUGUCGAAGUGUUCUCGGAGGAGCUGAGGUGUUGCAAUGGUGAAUGGACAUCCAGUUUCUUGAAGGGGUCCCUGGAUAUGGUUGACAUAAUAGCCCUUGAGGGACUCGAAUUCGUCAGGUUACAGGAGAGUGAGGAAGUGAGAUUAGAAAGACAGAAUAACGAAGACUUCGAACUGGACUGGAACGAGACCUGGGCGAUGACGAUUGACUCAGCGAAGGCGUGCUUUCCCUACGAGCACUGCUUCGCCGAGACCAUUCAGAACAAGCUAUUCAGUUUGAAGAAGUGGCUGAAGGAAAUUCAUUCUUCGGGAUCGACGAAACACGAAAAAUUACCUUGUGAUUUAGUCAUAAAAAUCAAAGAGUGGGUGUUCGAGGUGAGCGACGAUCCCUUCGAGAUACGCCUCAGGGACAACUACGAACUCCUGGAGGACGAGUACAAAGAGAGCCUCAAGCGUCAAGCUAUGUUGGAUGCUAAAGUCAAGGAACUGUGUCGAGCUCAUCUGCUGUUACCCCAGGGCAAGGUAGAGGAACUGUACGCCAGUCUCAGUAAGAAAAAUGCGGAGAUAUACGUGCAGAGGUGGAGACAAAUGCAGAGGACUGGACCCGCGAGAACUAGGCUCUUUGCCUGGACCAUGCAAGACCUUGAGAUUAUAGCACUCGCUGAUCCUGUUAUCAAUGGAACUGCCAAUGCAACAGCUGCCAUCGCCGAGAUGGACUCGGAAUCACCCUGGCCUGAGGAUGGCAUUGAAUUUGGAAUUCUGUGGGUCAGGGGAAUCGCUGUCAAGUGUACUGAGUGGAAGCUACAGCUGAGGGACUUUCCACAACCACUGCUGCUAGUGGAGGGAUUGAGUAUUUGGGGUAAACUCGCUGGGGCCGAGAUGCUUGCACCCCCGAGAGCUCGAAGAACCGUCAGGAUAAGGGUUGGAGCUCCUUGGGAGGAUAUCGUUGUCGAGAGGGGAAUGACUUCGUUGAAGUAUUAUCACGAUCUCAAUUGGGAUAUCGAUAAUUUCAGAUACGCUUUCGGCCCCUGCUGGGAGCCAGUGAUAGCUCAAUACAACCUAAGCUUCGAGAAGAUCCUCCAUCCGAGUAGAGAUCCUAGUCCACCCCUUCCCUUCUGGGAUAAAAUGCGUUUGGCUCUUCAUGGCCGAUUGACCCUGUGUGUCAAGCAGCUGACAGUCUUGCUUCACGCGUCUCUUGACCCGUACAAUACAACCGAGGAAAUGGAGUUGACCUGGUCGGGAUUGGAGCUGGACUGGACCCUCGGUAAAAUCAUCAUCAAGGGUGAUCUCGAUGUUUACGUCAGGACAGCCAGCAAAUACGAUGACUGUCGUUUGCUUCAUCUUCCCAACAUCAGAUUAUCAAUUAAAUUGGCUUGGGUCUGUCUGGGGGAUCCUAGGGACCACCACGCAGCCGUUCCCUGUGCUCCAGAUCGACUCCCCGAGUAUUCUAGCAAUCAGGAGCACGACUCUUUCAGGGCUUUCAGAUCCCAGAAUAUAAAUGUCAGUCUGUCUUUGGAGACGAGACCUACGGGAUCUCCGACCGUCGUGACGCCAGCUCCAACAGCUGUCUUGUACGGCAGCACUCUGAGGUGGUUCGAGAACCUCAAGUUCAUUCUGUCAGGGGCCACGAGACCCACGAGGAAGGGGCCCCUCUUCGGUAAUGUCAGACCUCGGAAGAAGCAGUUGAGUCGGCAUUACAAGAAAGUCAGAUUAACUCUGGCUUUUCAUCAAUUUCACGUCAGCUACUGGAUGUCCUUCGCUAUGCAGAGGGGCUUUGAAGUCACUGGGGGAAGGGUCGCAUGUUCGUCAGAGCACAACCUCUCCCUCUACCCAAUAGACGACGGACUGAUCCAUCGACCGAGAGCUGAGUGGUCGAUCAUCUACAUGAACUGCGAGCUCAGCGAUGCCGAAAUUUGGCUGAAGAGUGCCCUUCAAGAAGAGGAGGAGUCGGCGUCCCUUCGACAACCAGUGGAGAAGUGCUACUGUCUAAGUGUGACCAGAGUUAGCUAUGGCAGGGAGGCACUCGUCGCUGGCAUCAGUGGAGACACCCCAACGCAUCGACUAGUUGUUCACGAUCUCAAAGGCGCGUGGACAAAGACAAAUCGUGACGUCGCCUUCGCCCUCUUCGACUCCUUUAUCAAGACCCAACAGCUGAAGAGGAAUUUAUCAACAGCUGCUUUGAAGGGCUUCCACAGGAGUGAAAAGACCCCCCAAAAGAGUAGGACGAGAUCAAUCGAUGCUGUGAUAAAUACAACAGCUGUUACGACUUCAGGAACGACAAGCACAAAUACAAGUACAACAGCAACAUCUACGACGACAACGACAACAAGCACCAGCACAUCGUCCAGUAUGGCUUCUACGUCGUCGGUGGAAGCUACUACUGAGUCAUCAGUGGUGAAGAAUCAUCAGAGUGAAGCUGCGGGGAUGCUUCAGCGGCUGAUAGCUGAAGCUGCCAACAAGCCUGUAGCCUUCAGCGAUGAUUUGUCCGUGCAGACAAGGGGACAGCAAUUGCGGGGUCUCGCAGCCUGCAAUCAGGACGAUGUUCUUCAUAAGAACUGGCUGAUAGCUCUCGUUAAUUCUCAGGUGCUGCUGAAGGGAAUUGAGACGAAGGGCUACGUGAUCCUCUCAGCUGCCAAGGCAGAGAUCCUUCAGAGGGUUCACCGUCCUGUCUGGAGGGAGAGAACCCUCGUCUCUAAGACCACGUGGGUGGGCUCACUAGAGUGCAUGCAAUACUAUGCGACAGUAUCUGCUAACAUUGAUGAUAACAUCGAUGACAACAAUAUCAUGUGGCUGACGCUGGACAAUAUCCAGGAAAAGGAUUCGGUGACAGUUGCAGGGCUGCCUGAUGUACCGGCUUUAGUCGGCUCGGGGCAGAGUGUUGGUGGAGUUGUUAGUCAAACUGUAGGUGGUGGUGGGGGACUGCAGCAUCAACUCCAGAGAAUUGUCUCCAGGUGCAAGUGCGAGUUCUGCUAUGUUGGGUAUGGCCAGGCGUUGGACGAAGUGGAGCUCGAGCAGAUGCCACCACCACCUCCAGAGGAAGUCACACCCUGGGAGAGAAAAGACCUGUCAGCUGCCGAUGCCUUCACUCUUAUGCAUCAUGACCUGGACGUUUGCACUAACUCACUCCAGUAUGCAAUGCUUCUGGAUGUCGUGAACAAUCUCCUGUUGUACGUCGAGCCCAGGAGGAAGGAGGCCAUGGAGAGGCUUCAGAGGAUGAGAUUUCAGUUGCAGCUGCACUCGGUUGAGGAUCAGAAGAGGCCGAUUCAGCAGCUGCAGAAUACGGUUAGGGGGCUUGUGGCGAAGUUGAGGAGACUCGAGAGGGAAACGUACCUCGUGCAGAAGGCACUUGGUGAGGAGUCCAGUCCUGAGUUACAGACGGAUAUAGAGAAACUCGAGGCGAGGGUCUUCGAGUGCAAAGAAUCGUUGGGAGCUAAGGCAGAAGAGCUCGAUGUCAUGUUGAGUUGUUAUAAGGAGACAACAGCACCAGCCGCUGCCUCCACCAGUCUCAAGGAUAAACCAGCUGCUGUGGCUAGGGCUGCUGAGAUCUGCUUCAAGCACGCCCAGUGGAGGCUCACCGAUGCUGAUGGACAAUUGGGUAUUGCCGAUCUCAUUCUGACGAAUUUCUUGUACACCAAGACGAGUAAAACUGAUGACUCGGUGGAGCACUUGCUCGAGCUGGGAUACGUUAGGAUGACUAAUCUACUUCCUAAUCAGGUGUACACUGAAGUGCUGGUGCCAACUGAAUUGCAAAGCAACAUGCCUGUGGACCGACAGAGGGCCCUCAGGGUCUUCUGCAGGGAGAAGGCACCUGUUGCUGGGAUUUCUGUCAAAGAACAUUUUGAGAUAAACGUUGUACCUCUCACUAUUGGCCUGACAAAGAAGUUCUUCAAUACGAUGCUCAAGUUUUGCUUUCCUGAACGUGAUCCCGAUGGAAUUGAGGAGCCACCUGCACCACAGCGGGACUCAUCAUUUUAUGUUCCCAUUGAGAGGCGCGAUGAUGUUGAGAAGAUGAAGGAACGGGCUGAUAAAAAUAAAUUGUUUAUCUACAUCAAGAUCCCCGAGGUACCUGUCACAGUCUCCUACAAGGGGAAUAAGGAAAAAAAUCUGGAAGAUGUGAGGGACUUUGCCCUUGUCAUACCAACCUUGGAGUAUCACAAUGUCACGUGGACGUGGCUGGACCUUCUGCUGGCUAUGAAGAGCGAUUCCAGGAGAGUUAUUCUGAGUCAAGCGAUCAAGCAGAAGCUGCAAAUAAAGCCUAGGGGGCCACAGGAGGAGACUACACCGCAGGAGGAGGAUAAGGCGAGGCUGUUGCUUGGGGCACGACAUCAUCCAGGGGAUGCUAGGAAGAAGAGUGUUUUUAAGUUCAAGUGAGGGGGACAAGGGGGCAAUGACAGAGAGAUUGUAUUAUUGAUUAAUAAAAUAAUUUAUUUUUUUUUA
Diachasmimorpha longicaudata is the source of this 6669-nucleotide messenger RNA. RefSeq names its product protein hobbit (gene hob). NCBI's taxonomy places the organism in Eukaryota, Metazoa, Arthropoda, Insecta, Hymenoptera, Braconidae. The transcript has 6 exons. The coding region runs from base 163 to 6603 and encodes 2146 amino acids. The record is from RefSeq and is a predicted model, not a curated record.